Diaporthe amygdali is the source of this 948-nucleotide messenger RNA. RefSeq lists its product as uncharacterized. The coding region runs from base 1 to 948 and encodes 315 amino acids. The record is from RefSeq and is a predicted model, not a curated record. The transcript has 7 exons. Lineage: Eukaryota; Fungi; Ascomycota; Sordariomycetes; Diaporthales; Diaporthaceae.
AUGCGAGCCCUUGUGAUUAGAAGUGAAGAUUCGGCGCGGGUGAAUAAGCCGGUCGUCAUGGGGCUUCCGCGAGACUGCGCAGUGCUGAUUCCAGCGUACCCAGCCCCGAAUCUGGUGUGGCCGCCGCGGGUGCGCCGGGGCAUGCGCGAGGUGGUUAGCCGAGACGGCUUCUUGGUGUUCAUGGACCCUGGGCAUCUGGGUGAGACCUAUCGAAUGGAACUCGUCAUGUUCUAUUUCGGAGGCUGCUGGACGCUUGACAAGCCGUCGAGUGAGGUCAGGAUAAAGUUGAUGGUCCCACUGGGUCUCUACAAACAGACCCCCUUCAAUGCUGGUCGAGCCCAAAAGUCGGGGGUGGGCGAGCAGGGCAGGCCUGCAAAAGGCGUGGGGAAGCCCUGCCCAUUGCCCUGUUCCCCUGUCACCAACGGACGACAUUCGCCCCUCAUGAACUCGUCGAAGGAGGACUUUGCAGAUCCGGGGCGCCGAGGUGAGCCAGCUAAUCGGGGGACCACCCGCGCCAUCGUCCACUAUGCCACGCCCAUCCCGCGUGCCCGCGGAUCCGACCCGCACCAGCCGAUGCAUGUCCUGCAGCUCUGGGCGAUACGCUACAGGUGCUACGUUGGUCUAGGCCUGUAUGUGGCCGAGCACAUUUAUCCAGUGGCAUCUGCCAUGGUGAUUUCUUCUGAUCCAUGGCCCGGUGAGAUCCUCGUGAUACAUGUGAUACGCUCUGUGCUGCAUAACAUCCAGUCCACAAAGAACGUAAUAAAAUUUCAGGAAGAUGGGCUCCCCGAGCAGGCGAUCUCGGGCCUGCAUGGCAUCUAUGACUUGAGACCCCAUACACACUGCGACAAGACGGCAUGGCAACUUGGUCAGCUGCAUGAGUUCUAUGUGCCUGCUGCUGUGGUCAUAGAAGACUUGCUCUGCUCGGACGCAACUGACAAGGGAUUCUGA